CCACCAGAUAUAAUUGAGAGAGAAGUCCCUGUAGCUGUUCGGAGGUUGAGGGGAAAAACUCCUUUCUUUAGUCUCUUGAAUCGAAGACUUUGGUGUUUCCAUUUACACCAAAAAAGACAACCAAAAAGAAAAAAAACCGUCUCUUUUUCGUCGUUAAAUGUAACGGCUGGCGUACUCCAGUACGAUGGCUACUUGGAUACUUGCUGCGUUGUGCUGAGUCUGCUGACUGAGAUAACGUUAACGAUAAUUAACGGCGACUCAUCAUCUUCUGUGUUCGCCAUUAUCGUUUUCGAGCUCGCUAGUACGAAGUUUGUUGAUUAGCUUAGCUUUGAAAGCUAUUCGGAUUGCCGCUUUCAGUGGAGGUUUCGUACAAAUUCUACAACGGAUGCUUAUACGAGAGGAGUACGAUUUGGGAUUUGAACGGUUGAUGUUGUCGAGUUUAACAAGCUUUGAAGAGGGACUGAAGCGGAGUACGAUCCAUGUCUGAGAGAUUCGAGUCAGAUAGAUGCUUCAAUCAAACAAGAACGAGCUUCGAGACUUCGCUUCUGGGUUUAAGCAACUUUAGGCCAGAAUCUCAUGUAGCUCAACAAAGCCGCCGUGAUAAGUUAAGGUUUCAACAUCAUUCAAACCCAUCCUUCAUUGAACCUGGGAUUAACAUUAACCCAGAUCUUCUUCAAGUUCGGAAUGUUAGGAAUUGUGAUCUAAUGUAUGAUCCAGUUAUGUAUUCUUCUUCUUUGGGAAUGUUAAAUUAUUCGAACACCCAUGGUCUGCAACAAGAAAGUGCAGAAGAUCGAAAUGGUAGGUCAUCAGUGGGGACGGAGGAUACCCCAUUUGUUUGUCAUCCAGUUCAUUCUUACUUUAAUCCUCCAGCUAAGGCAAGUGACCCGAACAAUCCUGGUUACUGGAAAGGGUUUGGGUCACAACAAAAUUGUGAUUGGAUUGAUUCUUCAUUUGUCGGGGGAAUCUUAUCAGGAACUGUGAAGGAAAACACCAUUCCUUCGCCUACUCUUUAUUCCAAGCCUGCAUCAAUUGGGUAUGAAGAUUUAAGAUCACCUUUGGUGAAUCCAGCGAAUGAAAUAUCUGGAGAAAUGCAAUUCAGUUCUCCUCCUUUAUUCUACCAAAAUACUCUUCAGGAAGUUGUGACUUCUUCAGGUAUUGGGAGACAAGGUUUUGAAAUGGCUUCUGUUUCACAGCAAAGAGCUAGAGAAACUGGUAAUUCAUGGGUAAAUGAUGGAAAUGAAUUGGUUCUUUUUCCAUCUUUUGGAAACCAGAACAAUGGUUUGAUUCAUAAGUCUUUGGAUGGUAAUCUUGAGAUGAAGUCUGAAUUGGAUUUCGUGGCGAACAAGAGUGGAAAAUUGGGAACUAUUGCUAGUGAUUCUACGCCGCAGGGUCUAUCGCUGUCACUUUCUUCGCAUCGACCUUCUGAAAUGCUUACGGUUCAGUUUGGAGGAAGAUUUGGGUCUGAAGAUUUUCAAUCCCAAGCUAAUGGUUUGAGUAGUUCUCAAGAUUCAAAGACUAGUGGUUAUUUGUGUUCAAGUUCGAAGUCCCCUCUUACAUGUGUUCGACGAAAUACGGCUCCUCUUGGCCCCUUCACUGGGUAUGCAAUGAUUUUGAAGUGUUCAAAGUUCUUGAAACCUGCCCAAUAUCUUCUGGAUGAAUUUUGUAAUGUCACUAGCCCAAGGUUCAUGGAGAUGUGUAAAACAACUGAGAAGGGUUCAAGUAACAUUAUCAGUACAUGUAAUACCACUGACACUGAGACUGAGAUUGGCCCAAGGCCUGGGAGAUCUGGCAUCUCCUCCUCUUCAUUCUAUGGUUCUAAUGAAGCUAGUGGUGAAUGUGGAAGUGGAAAUGGACCUUAUCAGUCAUGUCACCCUGAGUUCCAACAAAAGAAGGCAAGGCUAUUAUACAUGCAAGAAGAGGUUUGCAGAAGAUAUAAGCAGUAUCACCAGCAGAUGCACAUCGUGGUAUCAUCAUUUGAAUCAGUAGCAGGUCUAAGUGCUGCCACCCCCUAUGCCUCUUUGGCAUUGAAGGCUGUUUCAAGGCACUUCCGGGGCCUGAAGAAUGUCAUCUCAGAUCAACUUCAACAUAUAAACAAGGCCAUUGGGGAGGAUUUGUCAUCCCCUACCACUGUUACAAGUAAUAGUAAAGGUGAAACAAUUUCACCCAAGCUAAGGUUCGGUGACCAUGUCGUUCAUAAGCACAAGUCAGGUGGGGACAGUCCAGGCAUCCUUCAACCCCAACAGCAUAUCUGGAGACCACAGAGGGGCCUCCCAGAACGUGCAGUUGCUAUUCUUAGAGCAUGGCUGUUUGAGCAUUUCCUUCACCCGUACCCAACUGACACAGACAAGGACUUGCUAGCUUCUCAAACUGGUCUUACUCGAAACCAGGUAUCAAACUGGUUCAUCAAUGCUCGAGUGCGGGUGUGGAAACCUAUGGUUGAGGAGAUACACAUGCUUGAAACCCAAGGAUCAGCUGAAACCAACCUGAAUUCCAGCAAUAAUGUUGGUGCACCUGUUGCCACCAACAGUAGCACUGAGCCCAUGGGAGAUCGUAACCUAAACAAGUUCGCAGUAGAUGCAGUGUCUGAGAAGGGAUCUGAAUGCUCAGGAGUAGUAGCAUUGCCUAACAGGGAAGAUGAUCAGAGUUCUGAACAGUGUAAUCAGGGGAAGCGUUUGAGGAUGGAGUCUCAAUUUCCAGCUGAUGUUUGUGGGGACUUGAUGGGUUUUAUGCCGUACAACCAAAAUAGGCUGGAGAUUGGGGGUGUGGGAGCUGUGUCACUCACCUUAGGUCUUAGACACAGUGCGGAGGGUGGACAACAGCUGCAGCAUAGACAGGAAAGACAACAUGAACAUCAACUAAUCAGUCAUUUUGGGGCUCAGAUAGUUCAUGGUUUUGUGGGUUGAUUUUGGGCUUAAACCUGGGUGAAGGCAGUGCGGGAGGGAGGAGGGAGAUGGGUGAGGGAAGAGAGGGAUUUAUUGGCUUUGUACUUUUAUGGAUAGAUUUGAUAGUAAUGAUGGCUUAAGUGCACACAGUUGAUCUAGGGGCAGCUGAGCAACAUCCAAAAGAGUAGGUGUUCAAGGCCCACUGUGGGUCUGUUGAGGUGGGAAAUGGAGAAAAAGGGGAAGAAGGCUCAUUGGUGUUACUUUUGUUUUCAGGUCUUUUGACUCAUGAUGAUUCCUUCUUAUUGUGCAAAAGAAUCAGAUUGAAGCAAAA
Messenger RNA from Macadamia integrifolia, 3213 nucleotides. Its product is annotated as BEL1-like homeodomain protein 9. NCBI's taxonomy places the organism in Eukaryota, Viridiplantae, Streptophyta, Magnoliopsida, Proteales, Proteaceae. Gene Ontology annotation, biological process: regulation of transcription by RNA polymerase II. Gene Ontology annotation, molecular function: RNA polymerase II cis-regulatory region sequence-specific DNA binding; DNA-binding transcription factor activity, RNA polymerase II-specific. The transcript is spliced from 5 exons. The record is from RefSeq and is a predicted model, not a curated record. The coding region runs from base 480 to 2903 and encodes 807 amino acids.